Molecule: messenger RNA, 1836 nt
Organism: Mangifera indica (mango)
Lineage: Eukaryota; Viridiplantae; Streptophyta; Magnoliopsida; Sapindales; Anacardiaceae
Product: phospholipase A(1) DAD1, chloroplastic-like
Exons: 1
Coding region: 264-1571 (435 amino acids)
Biological process (GO): lipid metabolic process
Molecular function (GO): glycerophospholipase activity
Source: RefSeq, a predicted model, not a curated record
UUUAUCAUUCCACGCUUUCUUUGUCUUCUCAUUGUAUCUUUAUUUUUUCUCUUCAUUAAAUUCUCACUCAGCUUUUUGCACUUAUAAAAAGGCUCCUCGAAAGCCCUCUAAACGCACUUCACUAGCUAGCUUGUAUCUGCCUCACCAAUAACCAGCCUUCUCUACUUUCUUCAAUAUUCUCUAGCUCUCAUUCUUUCCCUUUUCACUCCUUAAAAAUAUCACGUAAAGCCUUAAGGCCUCUAACUGUGCAGUCUUUUAGAGCCAUGAAAGCCGUAGGGCCAUGCACACCGCCAUCUGUAACUGCCUCAACGCUAACCCCAACAAAACACACAACAUUUCGCUGCUGCACCCUCACCCAACCCGUAAAAAAGUCUAUAGAGAACCAAUCCAUGAACAAUUUGGAGCGCUUGCUUGACCCAAUUGAAUACAAGUCAAAUACCUGCUGUUUUACGCCUAGAGCCGUCAGACUGGGUAAGAGAUGGCAGGAGUAUCAAGGCAUCCAAAACUGGGACGGUCUCCUUGAUCCGUUAGAUGAUAAUUUGCGUGGCGAAAUUCUUCGAUAUGGUGAGUUCGUCGAAGCUGCUUAUAAGUCAUUCGAUUUUGAGCCCUCAUCGCCUACAUAUGCAAAAUGCCGCUUCCCAAAAAACACUUUACUUGAUCGUUCAGGUCUACCCCAAACUGGUUACCGCGUAACCAAACAUUUACGUGCAACGUCAGGUGUCAAUCUGCCACGUUGGGUGGAGAUGGCGCCUACUUGGAUGUCAAUUCAGUCCAGCUGGAUUGGUUAUGUGGCAGUCUGCCAGGACAAAGAAGAGAUUUCACGGCUAGGAAGGCGCGACGUUGUGAUUGCUUUUCGAGGUACUGCCACGUGUCUCGAAUGGCUAGAGAAUCUACGUGCUACACUUACUCGCCUCCCUGGUGAAGAUGGUUCUGGUGCCAUGGUAGAAAGAGGGUUCCUCAGCUUGUACACUUCUGGGACUGCCAUGGCACCAAGUUUACAAGAAAUGGUUCGUGAAGAGAUUAAUCGUUUGCUCCAAAUCUAUCGCGACGAGCCUAUUAGUUUAACCCUGACUGGCCACAGCCUUGGCGCUGCUCUGGCUACACUCGCUGCUUACGAUAUUAAAACCAACUUUAAAGGCGUGCCAAUGGUGACUGUCAUCUCCUUUGGGGGUCCAAGAGUAGGCAACAGGAGCUUCCGUCGACACCUGGAAAAACAAGGAACAAAAGUGCUACGUAUUGUCAAUUCAGAUGAUCUUAUAACCAAAGUACCUGGUUUUGUUAUUGAUGAAGAUGAUGACAUGUCAAAGAAAGGAGAUGUCCAAAUGGCUGGCUUACCUAGCUGGAUACAAAAACGGGUUGAAGAUACACAAUGGGCUUAUGCGGAGAUUGGCAGAGAGCUGAGACUGAGUUCCAAGGACUCCCCCUACCUCAACAAUGUAAAUGUCGCCACAUGUCACGAGCUGAAAACAUACCUUCACUUGGUAAAUGGAUUUGUGAGCUCCACUUGUCCAUUCAGAGCUACUGCUAGAAAGGUCCUCAGUAAUCAACCAAGAGAAAAAGUUCAGAUUUAGAGUAUUAACCCAAUAAAAAUUCUAAAAAAUUAAAAAGAAAACGCGAUUUCAGGCUGUAAAUGAUGUGAUUUAGUUUUUCCUUAGAAAGAAACUGAAACUGAAAUCAAACUGAGGGUCAGAAUUUGAUACCUUGUUGCCUGUACUAUUUUGGUGAUAGCUGUUGAAUGUAAAAAGGUCUGAAGCUAAUGCCCCUAUGACAAAGGCGAUCGUCGUUUUAUUUUAUUCACUCAACUCAAUAAUAAAAGUGGCCUGUACACCUGUAUUA